AAUUUUUAAUCGCGUUAUGUUGGCGCACCUGCCAGCUAUAAACAAGAUCCGAGUGGCCCGCCAUUGCGUUCUUCGGCGUUUGAUUACAGGUACAUGGAAGAAUAAGGAACAAUGUCUGUUCACACCCGCAAAACGGAAAGAAAUCUACAAAUAUUCUGCACCAUGGACUUUAUACAGCAUGAACUGGUCGGUUAGACCUGACAAACGAUUUCGGCUUGCUGUUGGAAGUUUUGUGGAGGAAUAUAACAACAAAGUCCAGAUAGUACAAUUAGAUGAGGACCCAUCAGAGUUUGUCGUCCGAUCUACGUUUGAUCAUCCGUACCCUACUACCAAAAUAAUUGUGGAUACGCCAGACAGUAAAGGUAUAUAUCCAGACCUCUUGGCAACCAGUGGAGAUUAUCUUCGAGUCUGGCAGCAGGGCACUGAUGGUGAUACGAGAAUGGCUUGUCUUUUAAAUAAUAAUAAAAACUCAGACUUCUGUGCACCUCUGACCUCAUUUGAUUGGAAUGAGGUUGAGCCAAAUUUAAUAGGAACCUCAUCUAUUGAUACAACUUGCACAAUAUGGGGACUAGAGACUGGUCAAAUGCUUGGCCGGGUCAAUGUAGUGUCAGGACAUGUUAAGACUCAGCUGAUAGCCCACGACACGAAGUGUUUCGACAUUGCCUUCUCCCGGGCAGGAGGUGGAAGAGAUAUGUUUGCCUCAGUUGGUGCCGAUGGCUCAGUCAGAAUGUUCGAUUUACGUCAUUUGGAGCAUUCCACAAUCAUCUACGAAGACCCAGCACACACUCCUCUCUUGAGGUUGGCAUGGAAUAAGCAGGACCCUAAUUAUUUGGCUACUGUUGCAAUGGACGCUUGUGAGGUGAUCAUCCUUGAUGUACGUGUUCCGUGCACUCCAGUAGCCAGACUGAAUAAUCACCGAGCAUGUGUCAAUGGGAUUGCAUGGGCGCCUCAUUCUUCAGUCCAUAUUUGUACUGCUGGUGAUGAUCAUCAGGCUCUCAUAUGGGACGUGCAGCAGAUGCCACGAGCAAUUGAAGACCCAAUAUUAGCAUACACAGCAGCUGAGGGAGAGAUCAACCAAAUUCAGUGGGGAGCCACACAACCAGACUGGAUUGCCAUCUGUUACAACAAGUGUCUUGAGAUUCUCAGAGUAGGUGUGGGCAGACUCUCCUCUGGACAUCCUGUUAGACAUCCCAUGAGAUUUCCACCCUAUUGAAGAGAAAAGAAGGC
This is a messenger RNA of Macrobrachium nipponense, 1227 nucleotides long. Its product is annotated as DDB1- and CUL4-associated factor 7-like. Gene Ontology annotation, molecular function: protein binding. The record is from RefSeq and is a predicted model, not a curated record. The coding region runs from base 17 to 1213 and encodes 398 amino acids. The transcript has 9 exons. Lineage: Eukaryota; Metazoa; Arthropoda; Malacostraca; Decapoda; Palaemonidae. Gene Ontology annotation, cellular component: nucleus.